AUGCCCACAACCUGCUGGUCCCGUCUCACGCUCGGAUACUACUACAUUGUAUGGGGCAUCUGGCUUCGGCGGUGUCUCGGAGGCCGCGAGAACGAGUACAAGCUGCUGUGGCAGGGCCACCUGUUGUCUGUCCCACAGGUGGUGAGGGUCAAGGAGAAGGUGUAG
Verticillium alfalfae VaMs.102 is the source of this 165-nucleotide messenger RNA. Its product is annotated as alkaline ceramidase. The coding region runs from base 1 to 165 and encodes 54 amino acids. The record is from RefSeq and is a predicted model, not a curated record. NCBI's taxonomy places the organism in Eukaryota, Fungi, Ascomycota, Sordariomycetes, Glomerellales, Plectosphaerellaceae. The transcript has 2 exons.